Solanum pennellii is the source of this 2046-nucleotide messenger RNA. RefSeq names its product multiple inositol polyphosphate phosphatase 1. Bases 104 to 1525 code for a protein of 473 amino acids. The record is from RefSeq and is a predicted model, not a curated record. Lineage: Eukaryota; Viridiplantae; Streptophyta; Magnoliopsida; Solanales; Solanaceae. The transcript has 12 exons. Gene Ontology annotation, molecular function: acid phosphatase activity; inositol phosphate phosphatase activity.
AUUUGCAAUCAAGUGCCACGUAUUUCAUCUCGCACUUCCUUCCAUGGAAAGACUAAACUAUAAAUAAAAGGGUUGAGAGGGAGAAAUAUUUUGCAAACGAUAAAUGUUGAAGGAAGGUAUGAAUAUCAUGAUCCUGCUACUCCUUUUCUUAGCGAUUACGCAAUUCUCAAACGCUGAUGAACCAUUCGACGUUCGGAAACACCUUGCCACUGUAACCAGGUAUGCUGAUUCGAAGGACAUAUCUGCGAAUUCUUUUGUAUCUUCUGAAAUUCCAGAUCAAUGUACACCAAUUCAUUUGAAUCUGGUGGCAAGACAUGGCACUCGUGCACCAACAAAGAAGAAGAUAAGGGAAUUAGAAGCCUUGGAUGCUCAUUUGGAAGUCCUUGUACGUGAUGCAAAAGAACAUAAGCAAUAUUCGGAGAAAAUUCCCUCUUGGUUAGCGGAAUGGAGGUCUCCUUGGAAAGGAAAAGUUACAGGUGGAGAGUUGAUCACUGAAGGAGAAGAUGAAUUAUAUCAUCUCGGAAUCAGAGUCAGAGAAAGAUUUCCAGACCUUUUCAAUGAAGAAUACCACCCAGAUGUAUAUUCAAUCAAGACUACCCAGGUUCCUCGGGCAUCAGCUAGUGCUGUGGCAUUUGGGAUGGGUCUAUUUAAUGAAAGAGGGAAGCUUGGACCAGGAAGGCAUCGAGCUUUUGCAGUUACAAGCGAAAGCCGUGCAAGUGACAUAGUUUUGAGAUUUCAUGAUUGUUGUCAAAGCUACAAGGCUUUUAGAAAAAGUCAGGAGCCAAAUGUUGACAAGCUCAAAGAACCUCUAUUGAAUGAAAUUACUCGUGAAUUAGUCAGGCAAUAUGGGCUUAAUUUUACAAAUCAAGAUGUAUCUUCUUUAUGGUUUCUCUGCAAACAGGAAGCAUCCUUAUUGAACAUCACCAAUCAAGCUUGUAGUCUGUUCAGUCCAUCUGAGGUUUCUUUGUUGGAGUGGACUGAUGAUUUGGAGUUGUUCAUUCUGAAAGGCUAUGGUGACACACUAAAUUAUCGAAUGGGAGUGCCACUUCUUGAGGAUGUUGUUCAAUCAAUGGAACAGGCAAUUAAGGCUAAAGAAGAAGGAUAUGCUACAGGGAUCUAUGAAAAAGCAAGAAUGCGUUUUGCUCAUGCAGAAACUCUCCUUCCCUUUUCAUGCCUAAUCGGGCUCUUUCUUGAAGAAUCUGAGUUUGAACGGAUACAAAGAGAGGAAAGCUUGGAACUCCCUCCUAAGCCUCCGAAGAAUAGAAACUGGCGGGGAAGUAAUGUGGCUCCUUUUGCUGGAAAUAACAUGUUAAUCCUUUAUAGCUGCCAAUCGGACAACUCAAGCAAGUACUUUGUGCAAGUGCUACAUAAUGAACGUCCCAUAGCAUUGCCAGGUUGCCAUGGUUCGAGUUUUUGCCCAUUCGAAAUAUUCAAGGAUAAAAUAGCUGCUCCUCAUUUGAAACACGACUACAACAUGCUUUGCAACGUAAUAGAACAGAAACAGAAGGAUUCUGCUUCCACAUGAUUCAAUCGUUAGGCCAUGCAGAUGAUCCUGGCAGGUUACGAUUGCUAGGCCAAAUACUGAAUGGAUGAAUUUUAGGUAGCUGGUGGAUUUUUGGAGGUCUAACCAUAGGUAGCAAAGAAGGAAUAUAAUCAGUGGAAAUCUUUACUAGUGUUAAUUGUAUGUUUUUUCACAUACGGGAAGUUUGUGUAAUGGCCAUAUUCCUAGAGUAUGUCGAUCUUGAUUUGUCUUGGCCAUCUGCACUUACAUAUUAUGUUAACAUAGAUUUUGCAAUAACCUUAACAUAAAUAUGGCACCCAGAUUUGGUUACUAAUCCAUUAUUAAUUGGGAUGUGCUGAAUGAUCGAUUUUGCUCUUGAAACGGAGAUGUGUCCCAAAGCAUCUUUCAAAGGGAAGCAAGAAGAAUUAGUUUAUGAAGAGAAUUAAGGAUUGAGUGAAUCAAAUUGUAAUUCUCAUUUCUGCAAUAAUUCCAAACACAUUGUAGCUAUUUAUACAAUUUGCUAACAGACUUUAAUUAUCUCUUAA